This is a messenger RNA of Triticum aestivum (bread wheat), 2403 nucleotides long. Its product is annotated as dehydration-responsive element-binding protein 1B. Gene Ontology annotation, biological process: DNA replication; regulation of DNA-templated transcription. Gene Ontology annotation, cellular component: replication fork. Gene Ontology annotation, molecular function: DNA binding; DNA-binding transcription factor activity. NCBI's taxonomy places the organism in Eukaryota, Viridiplantae, Streptophyta, Magnoliopsida, Poales, Poaceae. The transcript has 5 exons. The coding region runs from base 113 to 757 and encodes 214 amino acids. The record is from RefSeq and is a predicted model, not a curated record.
CACCGCCCCUCUCUCCAGCAUCCAUCUCUCUCAAAUCUCUCAACGCAGCAGCUAAACUCGCUGCUUAAUUACUCCACAGUCGACAGGCUCCCGGCGACACUGCGAUCGAUCGAUGGACGCCGUCGACGCCGCCUCCCCGUGUGAUGGGCACAGGACGGUGUGGUCGGAGCCGCCGAAGCGGCCGGCCGGCCGGACCAAGUUCAAGGAGACGCGCCACCCGCUGUACCGCGGCGUGCGGCGACGGGGCCCCGCCGGCCGGUGGGUGUGCGAGGUGCGCGUGCUCGGGAUGAGGGGCUCCAGGCUCUGGCUCGGCACCUUCACCACCGCCGAGAUGGCAGCGCGCGCGCACGACGCCGCCGUUCUCGCGCUCUCCGGCCGCGCCGCUUGUCUCAACUUCGCCGACUCCGCCUGGCGGAUGCUCCCCGUCCUCGCCGGCCCGUUCAGCACCGCCAAGGAGAUCAAGGACGCCGUCGCCGUCGCCGUCCUGGCGUUCCAAAGGCAGCACCCGGUCGCGUCCAUGGCACCAUUGUCCCCUGCGCGGACAACCGAUGACGAGAAGGAAAUCGAUGGCUCGCCGGCGCCGAGCGCCCUGUUCAUGUCCAGCGAGCUGUUGAAUGAGCACUGGUUUGUCGGCAUCGAUGCCGGAUCGUGCUACUCGGAGGGCCUGUUCAUGGAGUCGCCGGACACCAGACCGUGGCGGGAAGACCUCGAGCUCGGUGGCGUCGAGACACCGCCAUGGAGCUACUUGUUCGACUAAAGUAGUUAAAAGUUUGUAGAUGGUUUCUCUCUUCUGUUCCACCAAAUACGGGAGGAAACAGAUGGGGAUAUUUUUCUCUACUACUGUAGUACACGAUUUUUUGAAUAUUUGAAUCUGCCAUCUUCUCUCAUGUUUUACCGGCCACAUCUAGGAUGGAAUCAUCUGUGGCCGUCAACUUAUUAAAUCGAACGGCCUGUAUCAUCCGGAUUCGUCACCCACGUAAUCCCGCCAAACCUGAAAACGAGCCGCCCUUCUAGAGAAUUCCACAACCCACGGUAGCCUCCAGGCUCUGGCAAAUCGAUUCCCCGCCAACCUCCUCAUGCUGAUCUUUCCCCUGUAAUCUGGAUGCUCCGUAUCCAGUAUUUCAAUUUCUCUAGCCCGCGGGUCACACACCUCCAGCUCCAUUGGUCCACCCCCCGUCCACACACCCAGCACGGCAGCACCUCCGAAUCACCUCCACGUCCAGAGUGCAUUUCCAGCCCCGUCUCCUUGCAGUCUCUGGCUUGCUUCGAAAUUUGUUUGCGCCUGGUGAUUCCAGGCUCAGAGGAGUUGGACAUCCAUCUACGGCCAGGUGACCACAGGUUGUGGUUGAAAACACUUGGCUUACAAAAUCAAGUAAAAUCGACAAGAUGGAAGGCCGGGUUCCCUUCAGAGAUAUUACAAAUGUUCACCCGACAACUUCACCAAAAGGGAACUAUUCUAUCGUUGGAGAGCAGAAUGAUCCUUUAGUUGAAACCAAAAAUGCUACAUAAAUGAAUUCUUCCCAGCGCAAGCGUUACCGUGACCGGGACAGAUAUCUGCAAAUGACUCCAUAUCAGAGGGAAGCCUAUUUGCAAAGGAAUCGUGAGUACAAAAGAAUGAGGCGUGAGUGCAGCGCAAGUUGUAGCAAUACACAACCAACACCCCAGCAGAAAACUACAAGAGCUAAUAAGAACAUAUGCAUGACAGGAAAGGAAGUCGUGGCCAGUUCAAACUAUGAGAAGCAUGAUUCAGUAUUUACUCAACUGGGGCCUUCAUCAAAAGGAAAACAAGUGGCGGAUGUUGGUGGUUCUGGCACAAGUCGUCCAAAAGCUGGAACUCGAUUCACCAUCAGUCCAUCUGGCAUAUAUUUAUCAUCAAUAUCCUCGGCUAUAUGGAGGAUUUAUAGGGAUGCAAGGUUUAUAUCACCUCCAGAGGCUAUAUGGAGGAUUUAUUCUUUCAAUCUAAGUGAGAUGUCACCUCCAGUUUUGCAGUUACAGGUCCAGUUCCUUCCACGAAUUCCUCUCUAUCCUUCAGAGGAUGAUAUUCUCCCCUUCAAGUUCAAAAGAAAGCAAUUUCCAAUUCGGCUUAGUUUUGCCAUGACAAUCAACAAAGCCCACGGUCAAACCAUCCCAAAUGUUGGCAUCUAUCUUCCUGAGCCGGUGUUCUCUCAUGGCCAACUCUAUGUCGCUCUAUCUAGAGGGAUAUCAAGACAAACAACUAGAGUACUUGCAAAGCCAAAUAAGGAUAUUGACCCAUCAGGGAAAAGCACAAAAAAUAUUGUCUACAGGGAUGUUUUGGUAUAAUUCAUGUACAUGCUGUGUAUUGCCGUGUGAUGUUUCUAAUAUGGUUGUAUUCCUGUAAAUAGUACUACCCAGGAAAUAUAAUGUCAUAUAGGGUUUCAGUCA